This is a messenger RNA of Rhipicephalus microplus (southern cattle tick), 499 nucleotides long. RefSeq lists its product as uncharacterized. NCBI's taxonomy places the organism in Eukaryota, Metazoa, Arthropoda, Arachnida, Ixodida, Ixodidae. The record is from RefSeq and is a predicted model, not a curated record.
UGCAGGGACUCUGAAGGCAGCAGGAUGGCAGUACGUGGACUGAUCCUGCUUACUGCUCUGGCCCUUGCAUCAGGAGCUGACGAUUUAAAGUUCACCGACUGCAAGGCGUUGCCAGCGGGAAUGAAAACCAAGAGUGCGACUACGAACCACCCGUACCAAUUGACAGCAGCUGCGCCCAACAAUGGCAGCAUUGAAGUGACGGUUAUCGGGAGUAUGUUCAAGUAUUUCCGCAUCGUGGCCAUGGAACAGGGGAAAGAGACUAUGCCAAAAGGGUCGUUCAUGCUCGCUCCCGACGCAAAAGCCAUGCUCAUGGAUUGUGGUGCGAUGAAAAUGGCCGCUGUAGGUCAACAAGGAUCCGGCUGAUGACAUGACCCCGCCCUUCACUGUCAUGUGGAAAGCCAUGUCUGGUUAUGAAGGUGCUCUGAAGUUCAAGUUGACCGUCAUUGAAAACGCCACCAUGUUCUACGAGGCAGAAUCCGGGGAGCAAACGAUCCCCAAG